This is a messenger RNA of Camellia sinensis, 2130 nucleotides long. RefSeq names its product L-galactono-1,4-lactone dehydrogenase (gene GLDH). The record is from RefSeq and is a predicted model, not a curated record. NCBI's taxonomy places the organism in Eukaryota, Viridiplantae, Streptophyta, Magnoliopsida, Ericales, Theaceae. Gene Ontology annotation, molecular function: D-arabinono-1,4-lactone oxidase activity; FAD binding; galactonolactone dehydrogenase activity. Gene Ontology annotation, cellular component: membrane.
AUGUUCCGAGCUCUCAAUAUCAGGCGAUCCCUCUACCAAGCCCUCCACCAUCACCAUCACCAUCACCAUCACCAUCACCAUCACCAUCACCAUCACCACCCACUUUCUCAGCCCCUCAAAACCCUAUCCUCCACCCAAAACCCAAACCUCACUCGCCCAUUUUGCUCCUCAACUUCUUCAUCAUCCUCCGAAGCCGAGUUCCGCAAGUACGUAGGCUACUUCGCCCUCCUCGUCGGCUGCGGAAUCGCCACCUACUACUCCUUCCCUUUCCCUGAAAAUGCCAAGCACAAGAAGGCCCAGCUCUUCCGCUACGCCCCUCUUCCAGACGAUCUCCACACCGUAUCCAACUGGAGCGGUACUCACGAGGUCCAAACUCGGGUCUUCCUUCAACCCGAGUCCAUUCAGGAAUUGGAAACCAUUGUAAGAGAUGCCAAUGUCCAGAAGCAGAAGAUCAGGCCCGUCGGGUCGGGUCUUUCGCCCAAUGGAAUUGGUUUGACGAGGCUUGGGAUGGUCAAUUUGGCUCUGUUGGAUAGGGUUUUGGAGGUGGAUAAGGAGAAGAAGACGGUUAGGGUUGAGGCGGGGAUUCGUGUUCAGCAGCUUGUUGAUGGGAUCAAAGAUUAUGGACUCACUUUGCAGAAUUUCGCUUCCAUUAGGGAACAGCAGAUUGGCGGCAUUGUUCAGGUUGGUGCACAUGGCACUGGUGCUAGAUUGCCUCCUAUUGAUGAGCAGGUUGUCAGCAUGAAACUGGUUACUCCUGCCAAGGGGACAAUUGAGGUUUCAAAAGAGAAAGAUCCAGAACUAUUCUAUCUUGCUCGCUGUGGACUUGGGGCCCUUGGCGUAGUUGCAGAAGUAACUCUUCAAUGUGUUGAGAGACAAGAGCUCGUGGAGCAUACAUUUGUCUCAAAUACGGAAGAGAUAAAGAAAAAUCACAAGAAGUUUCUAUCUGAGAACAAGCAUGUCAAGUAUCUUUAUAUACCAUAUACUGACACUGUUGUGGUUGUGAGAUGCAACCCUGUUUCCAAAUGGAAAGGUCCGCCCAAGUUUAAACCAAAAUAUAGUCAUGAUGAAGCUAUGCAGAAUGUUCGUGACCUCUACCAAGAGUCUCUUAAGAAGUACAGACGUGCAGUGACAACAACCGAAUCUGUGGACAACAAUGAGCAAGACAUAAAUGAGCUUUCAUUUACAGAGCUAAGAGAUAAACUACUUGCCCUUGAUCCUCUCAACAAAAACCAUAUCAUAAAGGUCAAUCAAGCUGAGGCAGAGUUCUGGAGGAAGUCAGAGGGAUACAGAGUAGGCUGGAGUGAUGAAAUUCUGGGCUUUGAUUGUGGCGGCCAACAGUGGGUAUCAGAGACCUGUUUUCCUGCUGGAACCUUAUCAAAGCCCAGCAUGAAAGAUCUUGAAUAUAUAGAAGAGCUGAUGCAACUUAUAGACAAGGAAGCGAUACCCGCACCGGCUCCUAUAGAACAGCGAUGGACGGCACACAGCAAGAGCCUCAUGAGCCCGGCUUCAAGUACAGCAGAUGAUGAUAUUUUCUCAUGGGUUGGUAUAAUUAUGUAUCUUCCCACAAUGGAUGCUCGUCAGAGGAAAGAAAUAACAGAUGAGUUCUUCCACUACAGGCAUUUGAGCCAAUCACAGUUAUGGGAUCGUUAUUCUGCUUAUGAACAUUGGGCUAAGAUUGAGGUUCCAAAGGACAAGGACGAGCUUGCAACUCUGCAAGCAAGGUUGAGGAAGCGUUUUCCAGUGGAUGCAUAUAAUAAAGCACGAAAGGAAUUGGACCCUAAUCAUAUCCUUUCCAAUAACAUGCUGGAGAAGCUGUUCCCACAGUCGGAUAUAAUUUGAAAAUCAUUGCUGUUUGGAAGCAAAUGGGUCUUGACAUUCUUGGUUGUUAGAGCAUCUAAAAAAUAAAUAAAUUCAAGCAUUGAUUUUUUUGAGGAAGCAAAUUAAACGCCCAGUUUCGAAUUUUGAAACUCAAACUUACAGGUUCACUUUCUUUUUACUGUUUCACAAAUUUCUUAUUUUGUGUAUUGGUGGAAUCUGUUAUGUGUGAGUGAAAUUUCUGUUUGUAAAGGUUUGCUAGGAAUGUUUUUACGCUGUGUUUGAGGAUGAGAUUUAUAGUGUAAUUGUAGACAA